This is a messenger RNA of Canariomyces notabilis, 1035 nucleotides long. Its product is annotated as NAD(P)-binding protein. The coding region runs from base 1 to 1035 and encodes 344 amino acids. The transcript has a single exon. Gene Ontology annotation, cellular component: mitochondrion. NCBI's taxonomy places the organism in Eukaryota, Fungi, Ascomycota, Sordariomycetes, Sordariales, Chaetomiaceae. The record is from RefSeq and is a predicted model, not a curated record. Gene Ontology annotation, molecular function: oxidoreductase activity.
AUGGCCUCAACAACACUACCAUCAACAAUGAAAACCAUCCUCCAAGUCUCCCGCCAGUCCACAGAGCUCACCUCGACCACCGCUCCCGUACCAACCCCAUCACACCCAGAUGACGUUCUGGUGCGGGUACACGCCACGGCGCCGUGCGCAGGCGAACUGAACUGGAUUGUUAUGUUCCCAGACCUGUUCCCAGCCGACAAGGAGCUUGUUCCCGGGCAGGACGUAGCCGGAACGGUGGUGUCCGCGCCAGCAGGGAGCGGGUUUGCGCCGGGGGACCGGGUGUACGGGCGGAUCCACGCGACGCGGGCGGGCGCGGCGCGCGACUACACGCUCCCCCGCGCCAGCGAGCUGGCCAAGAUCCCGCCCUCCCUCAACUGGAUCGAGGCCGCCGCCACCCCGCUCAGCGCCCUCACCGCCUGGCAGGCGCUGUUUGUCCACGGCACGCUCGACGCCGCCGCUGUCACCAAGAACGACGCCGCGGCCCGCGAGCGCAACGCCCGCGUCCGCGUGCUGAUCACGGCCGCCGGCGGCGGGGUCGGUUCCUGGGCGGUGCAGUUCGCUGCGCUGGCGGGGGCCAAGGCGGUGGUUGCCGUUUGCGGACCUAGUAAGGAGGAUGCAGUCCGCGCGCUUGGGGCGACCGAGGUUGUCAACUAUAAGGAGACGUCGAUCGAGGAGUGGGUGGCGGCGGACCCGGCCGGGCGGGAGUGCGAUCUGGUCGUGGAAAUGGUCGGCGGCAAGACGCUGGCGGGAUGCUGGGUUGCUGUGCGGGCGGGAGGGGCCUUGAUCAGCAUCCACACGCCGCCUGAAAUGGGGAAGCCGGCGGGGCUCGAGAAGGAGCUGGCAAAGAGCCUGUUCUUUAUUGUUGAGCCGCUGGGGAGCAACCUUGCCGAGAUUUCCGAGCUGAUCGAGGCGGGCCGGGUGAAGCCCACGGUUGAUAGCGUUUGGGAAUUUGCCGACUACAAGAAGGCUUUUGAACGGCUCGAGUCGGGGCAUGCGAAUGGCAAGAUUGUCAUCAAGGUCAGCGACGAGGCUUGA